AUGGGGCGUACAGAUACAUUUGAAGGAAGAUUAGAACGAAGACAACAUUCACUUGCUGAUAAAAUUCGAUUAAAUAGAUGUCCUUUUAUUAGAGCAUGUCUAGCAGAAUUUUGUGGCACUGCAAUUUUAUUGAUCUUUGGUUCUGGUGUAUUAGCUCAAACAAUUUUGGGCGAUCAUGGAAAACAAGCUCAUGGUGGAUUUUUGUCAGUUAGUUUGGGAUGGGGAUUUGCUGUUUAUAUGGGUGUUAUUUUUUCUGGUUGUGGAGGUUCUGGACAUACUAAUCCAGCUGUUACAUUAGCAUUUUCAAUCAUUGGAAAAUUCCCGCUCAGACGUGUACCAUUUUAUACUAUUAGUCAAAUUUUAGGAGCUUUUGUUGGCUCUCUUGCUAUAUACGGUGUUUAUUAUGAGAAGAUUCAUGAAUAUGCUUUAACUCGUGAUAAUGGAAGUCUUAUAGUAAAGACAACAGGUGGUAUAUUUGUAACAAAUCCUGGAGCAUCUCAUUUAACGUGUUUCCUUGAUCAAGUUCUUGGUACUGCAUUGUUAGCAGCAGGAGCUCUAGCUAUUACUGAUCGUAAUGGAUGGAAACUUCCAGAUUACUUACACCCGCUACAUCUGGCAUUUUUAGUUUACGCUUUGGUUGGUUGUUUUGCAUUGAAUGCUGGAGCUGCAUUAAAUCCAGCCCGUGAUUUAGGACCUCGAUUAAUGAUACUGAUGUGUGGUUGGGGUGGUUCAGCAUUUACUUCAGGGAAUUAUUUCUUUUGGAUACCUAUAUUGGGUCCAUAUAUUGGUGCAGUGAUAGGGGCAAUUCUUUAUGAAUUAACAAUUGGUAUACAUCUUGAUCGUAAAUCAAUAUCAUCUUCACCAGCGCAAACAACUACACCAUCUGGAGAGCAAAGAUUUGAUCUUGAUUCACCUGGAAAAUCUGGUUCACAUUUACUCACUCGGGGAUUAUGAAAUUUCUGCAAGAAAAUAAUCAAUACUGUACUACAUUGUAAUUGACAUAUUUCUCCUUGAUUCUAUCUAUUUGAUAUCAAUCUAUUUCUGAUUGAAAUUGAUGUUCUUAUUAUAUAUUUGUGUAUGUGUACCAUCGAUUGUUUACACUUUUUGUGUGUGUGUGUGUGUGUUGAUAUACCCUCUCCACUCCAUCAACCCCUGUUUAAGUCUGUUUGAAGUGCUUAUCACCUGCCAAUCCUUAUUUUUUAUUACAGAAAAGCUUUCCCCUAUGAAUACUAUUCAACUUUAUGUAUACAAUUCUUUUCUUGUGGAAGUUGAAUGAAGAAAUCAUUUUUAUCUUCGCAUUCAUCCUAUUUCAUCUUUAAUCUAGUUUACAAAAACCUGCCUUAUCCAUUCAUCCAUACUUACUUACUUACUUACUUACUAACGCCUGUUACUCCCAAUGGAGUAUAGGCCGCCGACCAGCUUUCUCCAACCUACUCUAUCCUGGGCCUCCUUUUCUAGUUCUAUGCAUUUUUUUUGUUCAUUCUUCACUUAUCCAUCCAUAUUUCGCCCUAUUUGUUUGAUAUCCAUUUAGCAAAUGUGAUAGUUUAUUUUCUAGAACACUAUUUAAAUCAUCCUUCUUGAUGUAUUCGAAAUGAAUGUAUUCAUGAAUUUUUAUUCCCAAGAUACAUCACAAUUAUAGUUUACUUAAUUUGUUUCUAGAGAGAUAAUGAAUUCGGCAUCCUAUACAUAUAUAGUUUCUAUGUUUAACAAAAUAAUGAAUGGUAAAUGGAAAGAAGGAAUCUUCACAUGGAUACUUAUUAUAUCAUUAACAUCACUUGAUAUACAUAUAUUUGUCUUUUCAAUCAUAGUAAUAAUAAUAAUAAUCAUAAUGAUAUGAAUGAUCUAUUGUAUGGGAACAUACAUUACUAAUUAAGUUUCGCUUUAUCCAUCCCUCUCUUUUGUUUUGUUUUUUUUAGUUGAAAUUAGAAAACAAGUUCAUAUAUGAUAGUGUUUACAUAUAGUAUUCUCCUAAUAAAGUAAUAGUUUUUGUUUUGUGUGACUUUGGUUACCUUGUUCAUGCUGUUCAAUAAAUUAUUGAUUUUUUCCUUGUUGUUAACUGACAUAAAGAUAACAAUUGUGUUAUUUAGAAGGGGGUUUGUGGAGAUUUCAGUAUUUUACAAAGUUGAAAUUGUGUUAUUGAUAGAUAUUUGUUUUUUUUUUUGAAAGGGGUAGGGAGGUGGUUAGGAGGGAGUGUUUUUUGUAGUAAACUAUGAAAAUGAGUGAACUGAUAAAAAACUGGAUAGUGAUAGUGUCAAUUCUAGAAUAGUUUUGUGUAUGAAGAAAAGUACUAGUUUAAGCGUUUGUAAAGAUUUGUAAGCAAAGAUGGAUAGUAGUUAGCAGUGGAAUCCAGUUUGACG
Schistosoma rodhaini is the source of this 2357-nucleotide messenger RNA. The record is from the annotation of a GenBank genome assembly. Lineage: Eukaryota; Metazoa; Platyhelminthes; Trematoda; Strigeidida; Schistosomatidae.